Theobroma cacao (cacao) is the source of this 2582-nucleotide messenger RNA. The record is from RefSeq and is a predicted model, not a curated record. NCBI's taxonomy places the organism in Eukaryota, Viridiplantae, Streptophyta, Magnoliopsida, Malvales, Malvaceae.
UAUUAUUACGACAUUUCCUAGUCCACCACGCAUGAAAAAAAAAAAUUAAAAUCCAAGUUGAAGUUUUAAUAUUUUAUCCAUUGACAAAAUUUCAUGUAAUUUCAUGUAAUCGCCGAUCGGCGGCAAGAGAGGAAAAGGUAGCCUGCGGUGCGGCUGGUCUUGGGUGGUGGCCGGUGAAGAAGGAUUUGUUUAGAGAGGGUGGAGGCUUUUAGAGAGAAGUUAGAGAGUUUGGUUGGUAGAGAGAGAAAAUGGUGAAGUGAAAUGAAAGAAGAAAGGAAAAAAAGGGGUUUUAUAGCUAGGCUUGGUGAGCUCAAAACUACGUAGUUUUGAAGCUCACAAACAAAUCCUCUCUAACCUCCCUAAACGGCGCCGUUUUGCUGGUGGAGUAUUGGAACAAUAGGUCUUGGGGCAGAUCCACGGGGUUCUAGUGACGGGCUGGCUGAAGUGGGUUGGUCAUUUGGGCCGCUUUUAGCCCAUCAAGUCUCACAGGUCACAGCCCAGCUUUCCAGAAUGCCAAAAGCACAACUUCCAUUGUUUGGCCUUAUGGUCGUCCUUGCUCUGUUUCUAUCCCCUGAAUCUUGCAUCGCUAGAGGCGGAAACAACGACUGCGGCUUUACUCUGUGUGGAGACGUUAACAUCAGUUACCCUUUACGAUUAAAAGGCCAGCGACGGGCGUGUGGUGAGAUUGAACUGGAGUGCGAGCAUGAUAACCGCACGACCUUGGUCGGGAAGUACGAUAAAUAUUAUGUUCAAGAGAUCUUUUACGAAAAUUCUACACUCCGAGUUGUGGGUGCAAAUCUGGGCAGGGAUAAUUGCUCCCUUCCACUCAAUCGGUUCUAUGAAGAUUUUCCCUUUUGUGGAAUUCCGUUCUUUGAUUUCAGUGGGUUCCCUGACCAUUAUAGCUUUAUGCAUCUAGUAAAUUGCACAACACCAGCAGAAUCUUCUCUCUAUGUCAAUGCCUCUCAUUGCCCCAGUAGCUCUUUAUCUCCACUCUCCUACUUUUAUUUUUUAGAUCAAGAAACCCAUCCACGAGAUUUCAAGCAAUCUUGCACGGUCGUAGCUGAGGUUCCAAUCAAGGUUGAGAAUAUCACAGGCCUGGAUUCUUUGAAAAUCUACGAAAAACUAUUAUUGGGCUUUGAAUUGUCAUGGUCCACGCGGGAAAGAUACUGCUCAAAUAAGCUUUCGUUCAAUCAAAUAUUGGCGAAAAUUCGGGAUGCCUUGACAGACUACCUGAACAGCUUUCUAUAUUUUAUUAUCCAUCGACCCCUUAUAUCAGCUUUCAAUGGUUUUCCAGCCGAAACUAAUAGAACAUAUAUUAUGUGUAUUGGAAUAACAGGAGGAAUAAUCUUGUCAAGAAUGUUGUUGGGGAUAUCUAUCUUGAUUGCACUUGUUACAUACAAAUUGCGAAGGAGACAUUUAUCUGUAGAUGAUACAAUUGAAGAGUUUCUUCAAAGUCAAAAUGAUUUAAUGCCAAUAAGAUAUUCUUACUAUGAAGUAAAAAGAAUGACUAGAAAUUUUCAAGAAAAAUUAGGUGAAGGUGGUUAUGGCUCAGUAUUUAAAGGAAAGCUUCGAAGCGGUCAUCUUGUAGCAAUAAAAUUAUUGGGCAAGUCAGAAGCUAACGGGCAAGAUUUCAUUAAUGAAGUUGCUACAAUCGGGAGGAUUCAUCAUGUUAAUGUGGCGAAACUUAUUGGAUUUUGUGUGGAGGGAUCAAAACAAGCCCUUGUAUAUGACUUUAUGUCAAAUGGAUCUCUAGAUAGGAUCAUAUUUGCAGAAGAGAACAAAAUCAGCUUAAGUUGGCAAAAACUGUUUGAUAUUGCUCUGGGGGUGGCUCGAGGAAUUGAAUAUUUACAUCAAGGAUGUGACAUGCAAAUUCUACAUUUUGAUAUCAAGCCCCACAAUAUUCUUCUAGACGAGUACUUUAUCCCAAAAGUUUCAGAUUUUGGUCUUGCUAAACUUUAUUCGGUAGAUGAUAGCAUUGUAUCUCUCACUGCAGCACGGGGUACAAUAGGAUACAUUGCUCCUGAAUUGGUCUACAAAAACAUUGGAGGCAUCUCGAAUAAGGCUGAUGUUUAUAGUUUUGGAAUGUUAUUAAUGGAAAUGGUGGGAAGAAGGAAGAAUUUGAAUGCGUUUGCUGAACACUUGAGUCAAAUAUACUUUCCUUCAUGGAUUUAUGGCCAAUUUCAUCAAGGAGAGGACAUUGAGUUGGGAGAGGUUACAGAUGGUGAAAAGGUAAUUGUUAGGAAGAUAAUAAUAACAGCUUGUUGGUGUAUACAAGUGCCACCUAACGACCGUCCUUCAAUGAGCAAAGUCUUGGAGAUGCUUGAAACUGAUGUUGAGCUCCUUCAAAUGGCCCCCAAACCUUUUCAACUCCCUUUUGAAAUAUCAACCAAGGAUCAUGCUGAUGAGAAUCCAAACGAGGAUCCAACUUCAUCACUUCUUUUUUCGAAUGAAAUUAGCUUAAAUAUAGCAUAAGCUAUGGAACUUUUCAUUUUAUUAUGUUAUUUUUGUACUUUGAUAAUAAGAAAAAAUCAUGUCCCUUUAAAACCUAGAAUUUUGUAUUGUAAUUUCCAAUCUUGCCUCUA